Micropterus dolomieu (smallmouth bass) is the source of this 4092-nucleotide messenger RNA. Its product is annotated as general transcription factor 3C polypeptide 2-like. Gene Ontology annotation, cellular component: transcription factor TFIIIC complex. The record is from RefSeq and is a predicted model, not a curated record. The coding region runs from base 123 to 1133 and encodes 336 amino acids. Gene Ontology annotation, biological process: transcription by RNA polymerase III. Lineage: Eukaryota; Metazoa; Chordata; Actinopteri; Centrarchiformes; Centrarchidae. The transcript is spliced from 6 exons.
ACAACAAGAAACAAGAGAAACAAAAAUAUAACAGACUAAUUGACAAUUAAAAACAAUUUCCAGUUGUGACCACCAUUCAGUUAUUAGUUUGCUUCCUAUCAUCAACAUGUCUUUGAUCAAAAAUGGACACGAGCCUCUUUUAUUCGGUCGAGUUGUCAAAGCUGCUUCUCUUUUCUCUCAGAUACCUGUUGGCGACAGCAGGAGAUGACCGCUAUGUGAAGACUUGGGACCUGAGGAGGCUUUAUGAUCCCAUCAAUGUUCUGAAACGCUGUCUGACCACUGAUGUCCACUGGCCAUUGAAUGCACCUGGCAUCCUGUUGGCCCAGGAGAACGCAUUUGCGGCGAAUGGUUCACAUGGAGUCCAUUACUUUGACCAUUUCAUGCGCUCCAACUUCCCAGUUCCUAGGACAGGCACAGUGUGGUCCAUGUCUUAUACUGAUUGGUUGAACUGUGUGGUGACGUCAGACAGCCUCGGUGAUGUGAUCCUUGCCAUCUUACCUCACAUAAGUUCCACUCCCCAACACGUCAAACGCACGAUAGAAAGACGCUUUCCCAUCUACUUAACAUCCCUGGUGCCUCAUGAUGCAGCUAAAGAAAAAAAUCAAGAGAUGGGAGGAGUGGAGGAGGAGGGAGACGCUGUUGAAGAGCAAGGAGGAGACUCAGAAGGACCGGAUGCUGGAUCUGAAGGAGGAAAUGAGAACGAUAAAGAAAACAGAGGAGAUGGAGGAAGACAUGGAAAGGAUAAAUGUCCCCCUCUGCGGUUCCAGAAGUACAAAGACGCUGCAAAGAAAUACUACCUCCACCAUACAGACGGCAAUAUGCUGACCUUUAUAGCAAGCGAGAAGCAACCUCUGUGGAAACGCAUGAAAGAAACAGAGUUGAAGGCAAAGAUUAACAUGGAUGAGAUGCCAUUGGCUGCAUUACACAAGGUGUGUUUCAAUCCGAACAUGUGCUGCCAUACGUGGGUGGCGUCGGCGGGCCAGACGGGGCUGGUCAGACUGAACUGUGUGAGGGGUUUGAUCACCUCCGAGGCCAAGCAGAUGAUAAGCGAGAACCAGGCCCAGUUCAACGCACUGUACUCUCAGAAAGACUCACAGAAGGAGGCCGUCCAAACUGUAACAGACGAGCUAUAGCAGCAUCAGUUGAACUUCACCACAGGUGGAUGACACUGUGCAAAAAAAACACACCUGCAAAAAACUAUUUUUUAGAAUGAUGAAGACGAUAUUAAUAUUUAAUUUGCACAUAACUGUAUACAUUUGCUGGGUUUAAUCCUGUUUCAAGAAUCCAAAGACCAGCAAAUAAAUGAUCAACCAAUUCAACUUUAUAUUUAAGUAGGAAAAACUAAAUGAUUUGCAGGUUUUGUGGCAUUUCUUCAACAUCAAACUGCUUUACUUCCCACGAAAUGUCUCAUUGACAUAAUUUCUCCAUCUUUUUCCACUGUUCACCAAACUUUGAAAAGUGUCAAUGGUCACAGUUUAUAUGCCUCCAAGAAGUUUAAGCAGCUGGCGAUUAAGUGUCUUGCUUUGCAGUUUCCACCUAAUAGUUAUUGAUUUCAAGUAGGGGUUUCGGUUGCUUCAGUAUCUAUCUUGGCAAACAAAUUGCAAAUAUGGCAGUGAAUCCAUUGUUGACAGUAGUCCAAGGUAUUAGAAAAGGAGAUUAUCAGCUACAUUCGCUGUUAGAAAAUCAGCCACACUCAGGAAAAAAAAUUGAAAUUGAUAACAAGUUUAAAAAAAAGUUUUUGCUGACUUAGUUAAUUAGUAAAGAGUGAUGUGAAGGUGUACUUUAUGGCUCACUGUUUGGUGUUGUUACAGGUGCAACAGACUUGGGAAUCAGAAUAGUGUUAGUUAUUCUAAAAAAAUGAACACAUUCAAAAUAACAAAACAUACAUCCUGUUCUGUCAAUUUAAUGUAAACAUCACUCAUUAAAUGUCUCUAGUUGGUGCGUAAAGUCAAACAAAAGUGUUUCUGGUUACAAAAUGGAAGCUGUGAGAAAUUGGACUAAAGGAUUUCUUUCUUGUACAUUAUUUUGGCAAACCUUUUGUAAUCAGCAACACAUUCCACUGCAGUUUAUGUGAAUGUCUGUCUUCAGAUGUGUUGGCGUUGCUAACCAGAGGGUGCAGCACCAAGAAAAGCAGCAUCGCUCUCUAACUCGUUUGGCUGGUCAGAGGAUCGGAAACAUUGGGGGUCACAUUUGCAGCACACCGUGUGCUAGUGUUGGUUUCUUGACAACAUGCUAUUUAAUUUAUUUUACAGUACCUUACAGAUACGCCCCCAAAAUCUACUCCCACCUCACUGUUGAUAUUCUCAAACUGUGAAAUGUGCUGAGUUUCAAAACCUCAACGGCAAGCUGGGGGGAAAUUGGGAGCAUAUCUUUAAGUUAAUUUUUGCUGCUGUAUUUUUGUAAUCAAACAUUUUUUUCUCUUUUACGAUGUCAAGAACAUCUCAGGCUUUAACUGGGAGGAAAUACUUGAAAUUUUUUUAUUGUAUGUAAUGCUGGAUGUAAUGUUUGUAUAUGACACAUUCUAGGUAUUUUUUAAAUGUUAAUUUCUUCACCUGUUAACUUAAACCUGCUGUUGUUAUUCUGAUGAUUCAAACAUUUUGAUUCCUUUUUUUAUAACCGUUGCGGUGAUAUUACCUCCAGUUAUUUUUCAGUGUCUACAAAACAAAUUGGAUAAUGUUAUUAUUUACAGGCGCAGCUGUCUUUUUUUUAGAGGCUGUCUAACACAUGUUUUCCUCCUAAGUUAAAUUAGGGGUUUGAAAAUGUGCUCAUCAGUUUUGUUUUUUCCAAUUAUUUACAACUCUUAUCAACAGUUUAAAAAUGAUGUUUAAUAAACACCACGAUAAUAUUGUCAGUCACAUAAAACCAAUACUCACAAAAUUAUCGUUAACUUGUAAAUCAUAAGUUAUUGAACUUUAUUUGAACUUGCUCUUCUAUUCUGCUCUGUUGCUAUUUUUGAAAUGUUACAUGUAAUAAAUGUUUCUGGGUAAAUUAAAUAAAGUUGACAUUGAACAUUCACUCUUGACCUUGGAAAUAGUUGGCAAAACAACUUUAUCACGCCAUAGAUCCUUAAGUAGUUGUUCUGGAGCUUUUGAUCGUAUAACAUGAUCACUUGUUGUAAUAUUAGAUUUUAAAAUGUUGUAAUUGUCGAUAAUAAUAUUAAUAGUAUAAAGAGUACCGACCUGACCCACUCUACAGCCCUGAGAUGACUUCUGUUAUGAUUUGGUGUUAUAUUGAGAUUGAUUAUAUUUAUUUAUUUCAAACAUGUUAAAAACAAAUAACAAACAAUUUAAAAUAAGCAUACAUUCAAAAUAACACAAAAACCAAAACAAUAAUAUUUAGCAAACAAACUUUUAUUAAUUUAUGAUUGCCAAUAAAAGAAAACUUCUAUUUACAUGUUUGAAAAGGGAUAGGAAGAAGUAAAACAUAUAUACUCCUAACCCUUUUAUGUAAAUAUAAAUGUAUAUAUGCAGACUGAGAUCCUCUGGUACGGUGCUGCUAACUAUUCCGAGGUCUGGGCUAAAAGCCAAAAGGAGAAAGGGCCUUAGUUGUCAGGUCCGCUACAUUCUGAAACAAUCUUCCAGACGACAUCAGCCUUCUGGGGAGGCUGUUUUCAGGGGGUAGGGCGUUCGUCCACUUAUCAGAACGUCGGUGGUUCGAUCCCUGACUCCCCCACUCUGCAUGUUGAAGUAUUCUUGGGCAAGAUACUGAACCCCAAAUUGUUCCCAAUGGCUGUUCCGUUGGUGUGUGAAUGUUCUUUCCGUUCAGUGAAUGAAUGGGUGAAUGUGACGUAGUGUAAAAGCCUUUUGAGAGGUCGGAAGACUAGAAAGGCACUAUAUGCUAUAUAUAAGUACAAACAAUUUACCAUUUGCAGAGUCUGUUCCUGCUUUCAUCUCACUUCUUAAGACUCAUUUAUACAAAAUAACUUUCAAUGUGUAGUGUGUAAUUUAUUUAUAUUGUUUUAUUUAUAUGUUUUAUCCGUUGCACACCACUUUGUGUGAUACUGUGUGUGUCUGUUUUACAUUGAUUGCUGUAAAGCACUUUGUUACCUGUGAAUUGAAAAGUGGUAUACAAAUAAAACUAUUAUUCUUCUUA